This is a messenger RNA of Phasianus colchicus (ring-necked pheasant), 4910 nucleotides long. It is a transcript of the gene FAM89A, whose product is annotated as family with sequence similarity 89 member A. The record is from RefSeq and is a predicted model, not a curated record. Lineage: Eukaryota; Metazoa; Chordata; Aves; Galliformes; Phasianidae.
CGCAGCGCGGCCGACGCGGCUCUUUCCGACGCUCGCCGCCGCAGCAUGAGCGGGCCGGGGCUGCUGGGGCCCGGCGGCGGCUCGGGGCUGCCGCCGCUGCCUAAGAGCUUGAGCGGGCUGCUCAACUCCUCCUCCUCCGGCGGCGGCGGCCAGGGCGGGCGCUGGCGGGACCUGGAGCGGCUCUACGCGCAGAAGUCCCGCAUCCAGGACGAGCUGAGCGGCGGCGGCCGGGGCUCGCCGCGGCCCCCCAAGCCUCCCAACCUGGACGCGGCGCUGGCUCUGCUCCGCAAGGAGAUGGUUGGCCUUCGGCAGCUAGAUAUGUCACUUCUGUGUCAGCUGUACUCCCUGUAUGAAUCCAUUCAAGAAUAUAAAGGUGCCUGCCAAGCUGACUCUAAUGCAGACUGCACGUAUGCUCUGGAAAAUGGCUUUUUUGAUGAAGAGGAGGAAUAUUUCUAGAAAUAAGAAGGCUGGUCUAAUUCUUCGGUCCUACUCUUGCUACGUACACUAAGUCACUAAGAAUGACUGGAAUCUCUACGGAUGGAUCUCUUCUUGAGGAGGAGCACCCAGCUAUCCUAACUUGCAUUCAAUUCACUUAUUCUAACAUGCUGUCAGCACAAGUUACUCAUGCAAAUACCACUUGACGAAAGUGCUGUACUGUAACUUCUGAAGAGUCCUCAAACAUGUUUGACAAGGGUUUUCAAUGUAAUUGCAAGGUGGGUGUUUUCAGCUUACAAACACUGAUAGCUUAUAACUGGAAUUUUAAUCAUAGAAGACAAUAAUGACUUCCUGAUCUGUAGCAACUCUUUGGGGUGGGGAAAGCCUCCGCUGUGGUGUAAAUAGCUAUAGGUGAUUUUGUUCUGAAACAGUGUUGAUAAAUGCAGUUUGAACAGGCAUCUGGAUGCACGCACAUCCUCAGCUCUACUAAGCUAGUUCUGCUCUUAUCAGCUGCAUCCAGUUUUGUACUGGGUGGAUUGUUUACACAGUUUAAUUUUUUUUUCUUAAGCUAAUUUUGACUUCCUUACACCCAGCUUACAAGCUGUACAUGUGAUACUGAAUGCUAUCAGCAGUUUUUUUCUGUUGAUCUAAUUCACUUUCUUGGUACUGCCAUUUGGCAUUAAUUUUUAUACAGUUGUCUGGAUUUCUGGCAAAACAGCUCUUUGACCUGCUAAACUCUGUUCUGAAAUGGUUUGCUUAGCUUUUACUGUACUGCGGAGUAAAAGCACAGAAUCAAACAUAGUCUGUCUGCCACUGUGUGGCUUGGAAUAACGUGAACUCUUGUGCAAGUGUUCUGGAUCAUAUGAAGGAGACCUCUCAUAUGACAAAAUGGGACAAAUUGCAAUAUUUUGUAUUGGGUGAACUUUGUUUCUGUAAGGUAGAUUACAGCUCUUUUUAAAAACGCAAAAUAAAUAUUUUGAGCACAUACUUUGCAUACGUUAAAACUUUUUAUACUGACUUGUUCUUUGAAGUAUAACUUAUUUUUGUUUUCAGAACUUAAAGCACUCAAUUUUCUUUUUAAAAUUUCAUAGCCUGUACCUGUAACGCUUAAUUAGUGUGGAAUACAUGAGUUGCCAACUAUCUUACUCUUCCCUCAUUUCUGUUUUAAGUAAAAACCAGCUCCCAAUGUGAUUUUCAUUUAACUUUCAUUUUAAAAAUGCUGUAAAUCACAGUGCCUGACUCAUGACACAAGCUAAUAAUAAGGGCUUAAAGCUCAAGGGGUUUUUGCAUGGUUUACGUCUGGCAUGCAUACAGUUUACAGAAUGAAUUUGAAAUCAAUUUCUGGAGUAGCUACUCUCUUAGUUUUUUUUUAGCAAAUGCUAGGAUGUUGCAGUGAUAAAAGCAAAGAGACCUUCAGGGUGGAGUUUUUGUGCGUUCUCUCUAAAACUUUUAUUUAGUGGAAUUUAAUGGCCACAAGAGUAAAGACUGUGCUGUAAUUGUGUAUGUGUUUAAGCUCUUAAACUAGUCUGUGAAAAUUGCUGGAUUUCUUUUUGUUAAUUCUGGUCUAAUUACUUCUCUCACACAAAACUAAACUAAGUCAGAUGCAAAUAAUCCAAAUGGCUACAUCUAUAUUUAAACUGCUGUGUGCAUGUAUGUGUUAUGUAUAUGUACACACAUACAUGUGCAUGCAACUUGAUGCUUUGACCUAGGAAUGUAUCAGCUUCGAAUAUAAUUUGCUGUGCUUUUGGUAUUUAUAUGAGGCUUUUUCUAGUCUGUUGAAAUACUGCUAUUUUCUUGCUUUUCCUGAAAAAUAAAAAGCACGGUGUUUAGCAGAGCUUCAUGUCUGUGUGUUAAUUUGUCAUUUCAAUACAUCCAGCACCCCCAAAGACUUCUUUGAAUUAAGCAUAGAAAUUCUGUCUCUGCAAGAACCAAAGGUUGUUUUACAGAUGCUUAUGCAGUGCAAUUCCUGAGCAGUCCCAAUGGUGAGAAUGGACUUAAGCAAAAUUUGUAAAGUUUUCUCUUCAUUGCUAACUUUAAGCUUCAUUUGAAAUCAUCUGUGCUUUUUAAUGCAGCAUACUUGUGAGCUAGGAAAUGUGGCAUGUACCAAGAGAAACAUCAGUGUCUCAAGGAAUUACUCCACAAUGCUAUUUGUACUGGAAGAAGGAUGGACUAUUAGACUUGCUAAGGUUUUAACACUUUGUCCCUUUGAAGACCACCUUGCAUAAGAGGGAAGUUGUGGUCCUUAUUCCUAAGCUAGAUUCAAACGCAGUGAUGGCUGGCUGGCUAGUGAGAAGUUUAAAAAAAAUAAUAACAAAUUUAAGUCAAUAAACAGUUGUUCCAGAAGCAUAGUUCCAUGCCUUUUGUUUUGGUUACUGAGCAGUCUCUUCAACUGUUACAUGCAGCUUCAAGUCAGAGUUUGGUUAUACACGUGAUCAAAAAAACUGUGUUACUACACAAGCCUGCUGCUUUCAGUCCAAACCAUAUAACAACAAUGCUUUUUCCCAUUUUUCCUCCAUAGCCCCAGUUUACACAUGUGCGCUUUCUUCUUGCUCUCCAGUUUGACCAGCAGGUCCUGGUUCAGCCAUGCUGGUCUCUUGCCUUUUUUCCUGAUUUCUUCCAUCUAGGGAUAGAGUGUUCUUGUGCCAUAAGGACAGCUUCCUUAAAGAUCUGCCAGCUCUGCUCUGCUCCCUUGUCCUUGAAGACGGAUUUCCAGGGGGUUUUGUUGAUGACUCCCUGAAGAACUGGAAGUUGGCUUUCCUAAAAAUAAGCUUUCUGAUUUUACUCUUUGCUUGUCCAGUAUCACUCACAAGCAUGAACUCCACCACUGCAUGGUCACUACAGUGCAGGCAGCUUCCAAUCCUGAUGUCACCGAUCAGUUCACUCAUGCUGGGGGGCAACAGGUCCAGCAUUGCAUCCGUCCCCCUUGAAGGGGUUGUCUAUUACCUGACUCAGGAAGUUGUCCUCAGUACAUUUCAGGAGCCUCCUGGAUUGCCUAUUUUACCAUCAUUUCUCUCUGUACUAGCAAGAAUGAACAAAGCUGUAAACAACACAACUGAUUUCACUUUGUUUUCUGUAAAGACUACAGCUUUUUCAGCAGUUUUCUCUAGAAAAAAAUCGAAGGUUAGCAUACUACUGCAGUCAUAAAAUGGGGACAGCAGCUAGUUAAAACAAUGAAAAUGAAUUACGUGUCAGCAAGUACAUAUUGAAGCAUCCUUGACUGACUCACUUUCGCAGCAUCUCACUUAAAGUAAAGUGAAUGAGUGUUAAUGUUUAGUCAGCUACACAGUCUCUGAGGCUGCAAUGUACAGUGAACUCUAAAGAUGGCUAAAAACAUACCUCUUGCAUCUUCAGUCUCCUUCUGUGUCAUAGCUGUGUAUCUCACCAUGACAUGGGAAAUACAUGCUCUCCCACCAGACCUAGCUGUGCUGGAUGCAGGCAUACCUGGUGAGAAUCACAGAAUCACCGAGGUUGGAAAAGACCUUCAGGAUCAUCCAGUCCAACCGUCCAUCUAUUGCCAAUAUUUCCCCACUAAAUCGUGUCCCUCAUUACCAUGGAAAGCAGACAGAAGUUGUGUGACAGAUGGGAGCCCUCAGCCAAAGGAAACCUUCACAGAUUCACUUCUGAAAAUGUGAGAAAAGACUUUUUCAUUCUAUUCAGAUAGAGUGUAUAUUACCAAGUGAUACCAUGCAACUCCUAGGCCACACGGUCAGCUUAGCUGAUGCUACUGUAGAGAAGGCUGUCAAGAAAACAGGAAAAACAUCCUGCAGCUCAGCAAUAGAAAACUUAGUAAAGUGGUUAAGAAGGUGAUUAACUGUUGUGAGCUCUUCACUAGUCUUCCUCUAGAGUGUCAACAUGUGGGGUAAAAGGAUUAGAAACAAAAUUACCAGGUUUCUGUCGGCUGUUUGAAGGCUUUUUGACAACGUACCUUCAUUUUAUUGCUAUGACAACUGCAGUCGUAUGGUCAUAAUUAAAUCACAGUCUAGUUUUGAAAUGUUCAGAGUCUGCAAACAGAAGAAUCGUAAAAUAGUGCUCUACUCAAGAACUCAAGUGUCAUAAAAUAAAAAGGAUGGCUGAUGUACUUGACAGCUAUAAGAGAUGGCAUUUAGGUCCAACUUCAGUUCCUGAGGAAUUCUCUGCCAGUUCUAUAGAUUUUAGAGGGAUGGAGCUGGAAUCAGGGGCCUUUUCCUGAAAUCAGAACUGCUGCUGCGUGGUAUCUCCAGCAACCUAUGCUGACAUAGGAGAAGUAUUCAAACAAGCAGUGCAAACAUUUUCAGAGGUGAGGUGAUGAAAUUUGCCAUAGAUAAUCAUUUGAAUAGCCUAUAAAAAUGAUUAGUGUUGCUUCACAGAAAGUUUUCAAGUAAAGGUGAAACGAAGUUGUACUCUGGCAUAGAGUCAUCUUUCAGUUUGCUUUCAAAAGAUAAGGUUUUAAUGCAAGAUUUGGUCACGUGAAAUUGAAAGACUGGGGGAAUGAUAAU